Molecule: messenger RNA, 1154 nt
Organism: Drosophila ficusphila
Lineage: Eukaryota; Metazoa; Arthropoda; Insecta; Diptera; Drosophilidae
Exons: 2
Coding region: 283-1038 (251 amino acids)
Source: RefSeq, a predicted model, not a curated record
UUUAUUGAUAAAGUCGAUGAGUCCAAUAUUUCUAUGCAGAUGCGAAGUCUGUCAAACGCAAGACGUUUUCGGGGGCCUCUAAAUGCAUUUUGAAUUAAAUUUAGGUACAAUUGCCCAUACCGUUGUUGAAUAUUAAUCAAUUUCUGACCGGCCGCUUGCCUUCAGUUGGGCUCCGGCCACCCAAGUAUUUGGUGGUCACUCGAUUCAGUUUAGUUCGGUUUUUGCUUUUGCUGGCAGCGGUUUCGGUUUCAGAUUGAUUUCUAGUUGUGAAUUUCAUUGACAAUGUUGCGAUUGGCCAGUUCCACAUAUAGUUCCAUAUGUUGUGUUAUAUUUCUAAAUUUUUUGUGGCUGCUGCUGCUGACGGCGACAUCGGCGAAACCAACCAACUCCACUGAUUCCAAUCCCACGAAUGAAAUGCAACAUGUGACUAGCUUUGUGAACCAGAAACCGAAAUCCGGAGACCGUAUGGAGUUCGAUUUUGAGCGGAAUGAAGCGGAGGCCACCAACUCGGCACACGUGCAUCAGCUAUUCGGCAGUUUGCUGCAACUGCCAGGAAAGGGAAACAUGAGUCUGGAGCUGUCUUUGGAGACGGAUGACGAGCCGGUCAGUGAACGCAACCAGCUGGCUGAUGAAAUGGAUCCCAUUGGAGAGCAGCAUGAGGGCUUUACCGAAUCUGAGGACGCCUGGCAUCGCAUCAAGUUGAAUAUUCCGGUUCUUGAGCCUGUGAAGCACCUGAUCAAUACGGUGGGCGGUGGCGGGGUGAACGACUCACAUGUCAAGAGCAACACCCAUCGGCUGAUCGGACACCAUGGCGUCCACGAAACUCAUCAUUCGGGCGGUAACAUCAGCUCUCCGGCAAUCGAAACGGAGGAGGAUCGGGAGACGGCCAUCGACAGCACUGGCUUCGAUGUCCUGGAAACGCUGGGAACUGCUGGCACGGUACUCAUUGGCAUACUGCAGAAUCUCCGAAAGCUGUUCGCCGCCAGCGUCGGGAAUGCAAGUUCGGCUUCCUCUGGCGGUGGUGGUGGAGGAAACUAGUUGAUUCCUUCCGUAGCUUGAGUUCUGUGAUUAAUAUUAGCCCUACGUUUAUUGGACUCCCGUCAAUCUUGAUUCUAACUAAUAAAGUGAACGAAAUGUAAUGAAAACAACGAAAA